This is a messenger RNA of Actinia tenebrosa (Australian red waratah sea anemone), 654 nucleotides long. Its product is annotated as histone H2B.2 pseudogene. The record is from RefSeq and is a predicted model, not a curated record. Lineage: Eukaryota; Metazoa; Cnidaria; Anthozoa; Actiniaria; Actiniidae.
CUUGCUCGUCGUGAUGGAGUCAAGAGAAUCUUUGGUCUGAUCUACGAAGAGACCCGUGGUGUCCUCAAGGUUUUCCUUGAGAAUGGCAUCCGUGAUGCUGUCACCUACACCGAGCACGCCAAGAGAAAGACAGUCACAGCAAUGGAUGUCGUCUACGCUUUGAAACGCCAAGGACGUACCCUAAAGAUGCCUCCCAAACCAGCCGUAGUAGAAAAGAAAGGCGAGAAGAGAGCAGGCAAAAAGGCUGCGAUUGGUGACAAGAAGAAGAGAAAGUCCAAGAGAAAGGAGUCCUAUGCCAUCUACAUCUACAAAGUCAUGAAGCAGGUCCAUCCUGACACUGGUAUUUCCAGUAAGGCCAUGAGCAUCAUGAACUCCUUUGUCAAUGAUGUCUUCGAGCGCAUCGCUGGUGAAGCUUCCCGACUUGCUCACUACAACAAGAAAUCCACCAUCACUUCUCGAGAAAUCCGGACGGCUAUUCGUCUUCUUCUGCCUGGUGAACUGGCCAAGCACGCAGUCAGUGAAGACACCAAGGCUGUCACCAAGGCUGUUUUGAACUGUUUGCUACACAAAAACAACAAAAACAACGGUUCUUUUAAGAGCCAUCCAAAUGAAUCAAAAGUCAUGACUACUAUGCUGAAACUGUUUAAUCCCUAG